Messenger RNA from Aspergillus chevalieri, 504 nucleotides. RefSeq lists its product as uncharacterized. The coding region runs from base 1 to 504 and encodes 167 amino acids. The transcript has 2 exons. NCBI's taxonomy places the organism in Eukaryota, Fungi, Ascomycota, Eurotiomycetes, Eurotiales, Aspergillaceae. The record is from RefSeq and is a predicted model, not a curated record. Gene Ontology annotation, molecular function: transmembrane transporter activity. Gene Ontology annotation, cellular component: membrane. Gene Ontology annotation, biological process: transmembrane transport.
AUGUCCUCCAAAAUGGAAAAGGAAACCAUGGAGAGGGAGUUGGAAAAGGCCGAUGUCACCCACGAAGAAGCCAUCCACCUCGCCGAGCUCACCGACGAUGAGAGACGCGUCGAGAAGAAGCUCCUCCGCCGCAUCGAUGCCCUCAUCAUGCCGCUCGUCAUCCUCGUCUAUCUGAUGAACUACAUUGACCGGAACAAUUACGCAGCGGCCAGACUACAGGGUCUCGAGAGAGACCUUAGUCUCAACGAUGCGCAGUACCAGACUGGUCUGAGUAUCUUGUUUGUCGCGUAUAUCCUUAUGCAGGUGCCGUCGAACUUGUUGCUCAACUAUAUGGGCAAACCGUCGUUAUAUCUCGGGGGCUUCACCACGGCGUGGGGUCUUGUGUCGACGUUGACCAGUCAGACGAAGAAUUACGGUGAUAUUGUGGCGUGUCGGUUUUUGCUUGGUUUGGUCGGUGCGUACUAUUUAACUGCCUCAUUCAAAGCCAUGACUGAUUCAAAAUAG